Molecule: messenger RNA, 3611 nt
Organism: Closterium sp. NIES-67
Lineage: Eukaryota; Viridiplantae; Streptophyta; Zygnematophyceae; Desmidiales; Closteriaceae
Source: the annotation of a GenBank genome assembly
UUCCAGGGGCCAAUACUAACCAAGUAGCAUCCAUUCGUUGCUGCUAACUUUCUAGCUUGAGGACCUCGGCCAGUACUCUAUCCCCAUUGCACCGAUACUAUCCCUUCAUGCGCAUUUUUGUCACGAGAGCUGUGCUUCGCCGUGUUUAGAUACCAAGUAGCUCCAAACAGCUCUCCGAGCAGUGAAGCCUGUCGAUCGUCGCGAAGGAAAGUGAUCGCACCUCAUUAUACCUGGCUUUUUGUAGAGAAUAGAAGCGAGGUCUUCUGAGGAGGAGCUAUGCCUCUUGUUGAUGGUAUGAAUGCCUUGGACGAAGCGCUAGAGGCUCCCGAAUGGAGCAGCCUUGAAGCCGUCAGGGAAGCUAUUCGGAAGCAGCUGACCCAGCAAGGCCCAGAAGCUGCAAAUCCGUCGGAAGGCGUUAUAAAUCACUGGUCCGGAGAAAUGAUGGGUGUGUUGGACGACAUGAGCAGCGCCAGAGCCGACGCCAUGAGGAAUGUGAAACCUGGAGAUCGAAGAGCAUGGAAGGUGUGCGAGGAGGGUCCCGAUCAUCGCGCCAUGGUGCGGAAGGGACCGGAGGGGACGGAGGUGCACACGCUGCUGAUGGAGGGGGUGAUCAACGGGUCCGUGGAAGCAGCCGUCGCCAUGACGCGUGACGUCACCUUUUUUAAGGAAUGGUGGCCGCAGCAGAACAUGCCCGUGUACAAGGUUAUUGAGAACCGGUACCUGAAGCGCAUCGGUGACGGCUUCGACCUCACCUACAUGAGGUUCAGGACCCCCUGGCCGUUCCCUGGCAAGGAGUUCGCCUUCAUGCUGCUGAGCGUCUACGAUGCCAACACGGGGCUGGUUACCACGGUCCUUCAGACGCCACCAGAGGACAACAAUCUCAUCGACCCCUGCAAGCACGGGUUCCCCAGGGAGGCCGUCCCCCCCGUGCCAUCUGGCGUGGCCCGCAUGGCCAUCAACGGCGGAUUCACCGUGAAGGAUCUCGGCGAGAACCGCUGCCACUACCGGGGGAUCUUCACCGUGGAUCUCAAGAUGCCGCCCGCGCUGGUCAACUUCGUGACCAAGGGGUUCGGCGGGAUGCUGUUCACCGUGUUCAGCAAGGAGGUUGAGGUGGACCUGGCGGACACCAAGGGCCCCAAGGGGCCGGCGUUCCGGAAGGUUCUGGAAGAGGAGCAGCUGUACGUGCGGAUUAGAGAGGCCAUGAGUGAGCACAGAGCUCUUGAGGAGAGGAAGCAGCAGUGGAGGCUUGGAGGGGGAAAGGGUGGAGCAGCAGCAGCAGCAGCAGGGGAGGAGAGAGCGAGGGUGGACGAGGGGUGGGAGGGGGACGAGACGGAUGGAGGAGAAUCCGAGGCGUUUUUCUCUCCUGCCUCCUCCUUCUCCUCUGGCCUCCCUGUCAACUCCCUCCCUCCCUUGUCCCUCGACCACACUUUUGCCGAUGAUGAAGCUAACUCUAACAUCUCGCCAGCCACAGCCAAGCUGCAUGAUGCCACCCUGGGCAUGCACCACCGCACGAGUGCUGCUACUCACUGCAGAUCUGCCGCUGCUAGGAGGGUGGUCGCGCCUGCAGCAGAGGCAGGAGCAGCAGGAUGGGUUGGCAGAGGCAGGUUUGGCUUCCGCUCCAGCAGGCGAAAUGCACAAGAGAAAGCCAGCAGGCUCUCAGCAGCAGCCCCCUCCUCUUCCUCCUUGCCCACGUGCUCCUCCUCCCACCCCACUCCGCCAUCCCCAACUUCCUCCCUUGCCUCCUCCCUCUCCCAAGCUCGGCUCGAGGGACUUGGCUUGGUCUCUGUGGAAUCUUCAGCGCAUGCACCAGCAGCCUAUCAGGCCCCCCACAGUGACCUAUACCAGCAGAUGCGGCCGGGUGAAUUCGACAGGAUCAUGGCUGGUGGGGCUUCAGAAGGCAGGCAAAGAUUUGGCCGCAGUGGCAGGAGCAAUGGGGAGUCAGGAAGUGGUGGAGGAGGCGGUAGGCUGUUUGGAAGCAGCUGGAGAUUCGGCAGCAGCAGUGGCGGCAGCAGAAGGGAUAGUGAUGGUUGUGGGGCGAGGAGGAAAAUCCCGGGCAGCCCAGGCCUUGGCCUCUGGUGGAAGGGGAGAUCAGCUCGCAUUGCUGAUGAACCUCUUGACGCAGUUUGUAUGGCAAAUGAUCAUGGUGAUGUGACAGCGCCACUUGCUGGCUCUGGUUACCAGCCCCACAGAAGGUUCAGCAGGACCUCAAGCAGUGUGGGACUAAGCCAAGAGGAUCACGCAACGCAGGCUUCAGCUCUCGCAGCAGCACCGCCACCACCCCAUCUAUGGUUGGAGUCUCCAACUCAAGAUAGUAGCAACCGAAGGGGCAGCAUUGGCAGCUGCUCGUCUGCAAGUUCAAGUCCAGUGGCAUGGGAGAAGAGGAAAUCAUUUACAUCAGGCAAGGAGCGAUGCAGCGGGCAUGCCGGUGGGCUGGCAUCAGGUGUUUUGAGCCCUGGAUGGGAGUCUGGGAGCACGAAGAGCACCAGCAGUUGUAGCAGCAGCAGCAGAAGUGGCACUGGUAGGAGCAAUAGCCAAGCCAGCAGCCCAAUUCACGGUCGGCUCAAAGCAGCUGUUGGUGGUUCGUCAGAUGAUGGUGGUGCUGCGGCCAGGGCUGGUACUAGCCAAGGAUACAGCGAAGAUUGGAUGGCACAGCCAAAGCAGCAGCUGGAGAUGAAACGACGGCAGGCAAAGGAGAGAAGGUUUCUCAACUUCUUGAAGGGAGGGCGUCAGAUGGACAUUGGUGCUCGCUGAUGUGGCUGGUUUGUGAGUGCGGCUCCAUGUUUGGUUACGUGCUACUGGCACUGCUGAUACGUAAUUGGAGCUCCAGUGUUGGGUGUGUGGAAUACUUCAAUGCGAAAACAAUUGGCCAUUUUCUUCGCACUUGAGUAGGCGGCACACACCGGCUGUUCAACACUCCCUUGUGUUGGAAAUGAUGAAACGACUUAAAGCCCUGGUCCCAAAUUGGUCAAGCAGGCAUCAAACGGGGCCCAGUUUGAUGCUGACCGCGCUCGCGAACUACCCAACAAAAAAAUCGAAGCUGGUAUAUGUAGGGUGGAUCAAGUUUGCAAACCGGGCCCAGUUUUAUUCGUGCAGUUUCCACCCGCUCACCCCAAAUUCUGCCCAUUGACUUGCGUGAACUAAUUUGGGAUCUGGGCUUUAAGCAUUUCAGGAGUCUCGCAUGCAUUACAAAUACGCGAGAACCGCAACAUCGAGGAGUGGCGAGUCAAACCUGCUACAGUACCUUCUGAUGGUUGACGCAGGUUGACGACAACUCACGAAGUGCGAAGGGCACGGGUUACAGUGUCAAUCAACGUAUACAUAUGCAUGGCAUGUAUGGUUAUAAGCUAGAUGGGUUUAUGCUCUUAGAGAGUACAACACACAACCCAUAUAUCUCCCUUACAAGGGUUCAACUGCCUCAACUUCCGCUGCACUACUCCAAGUCUCAAGUCUCUACAGCUGGGACUUAGUCUCUGCAAAAGAUCCUAAGGGCUUUUCUCAGCCCAACAUGUACAAGGGUUCAACUGCCUCAACUUCCGCUGCACUACUCCAAGUCUCAAGUCUCUACAGCUGGGACUUAGUCUCUGCAAAAGAUCCUAAGGGCUUUUCUCAGC